Drosophila sechellia is the source of this 2181-nucleotide messenger RNA. Its product is annotated as NEDD8 ultimate buster 1. Gene Ontology annotation, biological process: regulation of ubiquitin-dependent protein catabolic process. The record is from RefSeq and is a predicted model, not a curated record. Bases 248 to 2104 code for a protein of 618 amino acids. Gene Ontology annotation, molecular function: protein binding. The transcript has 5 exons. NCBI's taxonomy places the organism in Eukaryota, Metazoa, Arthropoda, Insecta, Diptera, Drosophilidae.
GACGUAUUUGCGGAUAUUUCACCAGGCAGAGCUCAUCGCAUUUGUACGCAGCACAGUUCACAUAAAAUAAGUUAAUUUCCGUAAUUAGUGCUUAUUUGGCACUCGCCCAAAAUCAAACUCUACUCAUCUGCUCCCCACCCCACGAUUAUCUUUGUUGUCGCGCGCAGAAACACAUUUGCCAGGAAGAAGAAGAACCACAUCUCUUGUAAAUUUUUCAGCCACACAUUUUGCAAGGUCAUCGUUGGACAUGUCGGACCACGACAACCUAUUCAUCCAGAUCCGCGCUCUCCUCCAGUCCGAUGGCGUGAAGCUAUGGGAGGAGCCCUACUACUCCGAAGAUCUCGGUAGCAUCGAGGGAGCACUGGAAAAUCUGGCACUCAAGUACUCCGGCACGUUGAGCAUCGAUAUAGAUCGCUGCAAGUUCAUUUUGAACGAGCUGCAGGAAAAUGCGCUACGUUCGCUGGCCGCCCGACGUGAGUUCAGCUCCACAGGAAUUGCCACGCUCAAGAUUCGCCGCAUUGACCAGCACAGCGGUGCCACAAUGGUGGAGGUGAAGUGCAGCUUGGACAUCAUGGGCUCCGAACUUCUGGCAAACAUAGCCAAGAAACUGGAAGUGCCGAAUGCUGCGCACGUCAAGUGCAUCGCUUCCGGCAAAGUGGUGUCCGCCAAUGCCACCUUGGCCGACCAGAAGCUGAAUAACAAUCAGCAGUUGAUUGUCAUUGUGGGCGAUGGGGAUAAUACUGGCGAAGCCCUAUACGAAAGGAUCAAUCGCAUCAGGACCGAUGUGCAGGCGGUGGUGUCCUCGAAGAAUAACCUAAUAGAGAUGGAGGAUCAGAAUGGCAGCCAAGUGUAUUUGCCGCCUUCCGAGCAUAAAGCCCUGCUUAUGGGUAUGGGAUUCUGUGAGAAGGCCCGUGCGGCCAUGAAUCGCGAGCAUUUUGAGGAGGCUCUGCUCCUUCUUUUGGAGGCCGACGAGCAUUUUGCUACCUGUAACUCUAAAUUUCUAGAGUCCGUGGAUAACUAUGCUUUGCUGAACCUCGACAUAGUGUGGUGCUAUUUUUGCCUGAAGAACGUUACCCAGCUCCCGGAUGCUGAGCGUCGCUUGGCCCAAUGCAGUCGCAAUUUUGGCAUCAGCUAUGGCGACAAUUUCGAGAGGCUGUACUCCUUGAAGGGCAAAAACUGUCCCGAGAGAGCUUUAAUUAUGCGGCUUAGGUUGCUCCAGGGCGUGAUCUUCUUCCACCAGAAUCUUCGCAAUGAGGCAUUUGAGUGCUUCGAAGCGGCCAAAACUCUGCUAAGCGAACUAAAGAUCAACAGCGAACAACUGGCUCUCCUGGUCGAUAUGGGCUUCGAUCCCUCCGAGGCUCGUAUGGCCCUGCGCUCCUGCAAGGGCGGCACCGCCGUCGAGCAGGCUGUGCAGUUUAUUCACGAGCGUCGUCAGCAGCUCAAGAAUGCACGCAAGAAAUACAAAGGGUCCGAGCGUGCUAUGGAGCGCCGCUUGAAGCGCUCCAAUUCCAAAGAUUGCACCUGGGUGAAUCCCCGCAGUGUGUGCAGCCUUAAUGACAUGGGAUUCGAAAGCGGACUGGCCACUCUCGCCUUGCAGCGCGCUAAUAAUGAUAUCCUAAAAGCGGUGGAACUGCUGCAGACAGAAUCGGACGAACUUAAUGGAGCUUUGCCCCGGCUUCCGGUCACCAUAGACAAGACCAAACUGGCUCAGCUUCUCCAACUGGGAUUCCACGAGAACGACUCGCGCGUGGCCCUAGAGAUUGCAUCAAAUAACAUGGAAGAGGCCAUCGACAGUCUGAUGUGCGCCAUAGAUAGCGAAGAGGAGCUGACUACGAUUUUAAAUCACGUUGAACGUAUGGCCAAAACUGGUGGGCAAAACCGUGACGGCCCCUCUACUUCGACCGCCUCCGGGCAGACCGAAGCUGCUCUGCCAGCGCCCCUUAUCGAAGCUGUUAUCAAUCAUGCUCGCGACGAGAUUGAAACUUACAAGGCUUACGAGCGCUUUAACUCCGACCUCAACAUGAGCGACAUGGAAUACCUGGACUUGCCCCUGAUCCAGGAGGAGAAGAUCCUGACUGAGUAUUUCAAUAUGCUGCAGCAGUAGCUUGCAUUCAACUUGCCUUUUUUUAUAUCUAUACAAAAAAUAUAGAAAACCCAAACCGGUUGUCAAGAUAACUGUAA